Melanotaenia boesemani (Boeseman's rainbowfish) is the source of this 6953-nucleotide messenger RNA. Its product is annotated as potassium voltage-gated channel subfamily B member 1-like. The transcript is spliced from 3 exons. Gene Ontology annotation, molecular function: protein binding; delayed rectifier potassium channel activity. Gene Ontology annotation, cellular component: voltage-gated potassium channel complex; membrane. Gene Ontology annotation, biological process: protein homooligomerization; potassium ion transmembrane transport. The coding region runs from base 406 to 2802 and encodes 798 amino acids. NCBI's taxonomy places the organism in Eukaryota, Metazoa, Chordata, Actinopteri, Atheriniformes, Melanotaeniidae. The record is from RefSeq and is a predicted model, not a curated record.
CCAGUACGCACUCACACUGCAAGCAGGAAGAGGCGAUUUACCGACGGUAUUCCCGGCCACGGUCAGGAGUCUACUUGUUGAUUCGCUCCAGGAGGGGUGCACAGAGCGGACUGAACAUUUUAAUGCCUGUCGAACCUUUUAUUUUUCACCAUGUCGGUGCGUAGCUCAUGAUGCUUCCAUCAGCUCCAAACCGAGCGUUGAAGACCUUUGCAAGCUUAACAAGUUGUAACACGGUUACUCUUGAAAUGUUGCUGAUGUCGGUCUAUGAAGUCAAUCGGGAUAUAAGGAAGACACGCACAAAAAACGAAGGGGGGCCCUGAUGCGGUCAUCUUCAGGACAAUGUCUUCUUAAACUAGCAAAGUGCGUCUCUCAGUCUUUUCAAGUGAUUGACUGCCUUGAUCGAAAAUGAUCAAAACUGGGCCUCGGGUGACCACCACGCUACCUCCGGAAACCAUUGACAUCAUCCGGAGCAAAACCCAUGCCCGCCGAGUGAGACUCAACGUCGGGGGGCUUCUCCACGAGGUCCUCUGGAGGACACUGGAUAGGCUGCCCCGCACAAGACUGGGCAAACUGAGGGACUGCAACACCCACGACUCAAUCAUGGAGAUAUGCGAUGAUUACAGCUUGGAUAGCAACGAGUAUUUUUUCGACAGACACCCCGGCGCCUUCACCUCCAUUCUAAACUUCUACCGCACUGGAAAGUUGCACAUGAUGGAGGAAAUGUGCGCCCUCUCGUUCAGCCAAGAGCUGGACUUUUGGGGCAUCGACGAGAUCUACUUAGAGUCCUGCUGCCAGGCCAGAUAUCAUCAGAAGAAGGAGCAGAUGAACGAAGAGCUCAAAAGAGAGGCCGAGAACAUGAGGGAGAGGGAGGGCGAAGAGUUUACAACCACAUGCUGCUCCGAAAAGAGAAAGAAACUCUGGGACCUCUUGGAGAAGCCAAGCUCAUCAUUUGCUGCUAAGAUCCUGGCAAUUAUUUCCAUCCUCUUCAUUGUGUUGUCCACCAUUGCCUUGUCUCUGAACACCCUCCCAGAGCUGCAGGACACUGAUGAAUUUGGUCAAGCUACAGACAACCCACAACUGGCCCAUGUAGAAGCUGUCUGUAUCGCCUGGUUUACCAUGGAGUACCUGCUUCGCUUUCUUUCUUCUCCCAACAAAUGGAAGUUCUUUAAGGGUCCUCUAAACAUCAUUGAUCUGUUGGCCAUCCUACCCUACUAUGUCACCAUCUUCCUGACGGAAUCAAACAAGAGUGUGCUGCAAUUUCAAAAUGUCCGCCGGGUGGUUCAGAUUUUCCGUAUCAUGCGGAUUUUGCGUAUUCUGAAGCUUGCUCGUCACUCUACAGGUCUUCAGUCUCUGGGCUUCACUCUGAGGAGGAGCUACAAUGAGCUGGGCCUGCUUAUCCUCUUUUUGGCCAUGGGCAUCAUGAUUUUCUCCAGUCUAGUGUUUUUUGCUGAGAAGGAUGAAGAAGACACAAAAUUUAAAAGCAUCCCAGCCUCUUUCUGGUGGGCUACUAUUACAAUGACCACUGUAGGUUAUGGAGAUAUUUACCCCAAAACUCUCCUAGGAAAGAUAGUUGGAGGUUUGUGCUGCAUUGCAGGAGUAUUGGUGAUAGCCUUACCCAUCCCCAUCAUUGUGAAUAACUUCUCUGAGUUCUACAAAGAACAAAAGAGGCAGGAGAAAGCCAUCAAAAGACGGGAGGCUCUGGAGCGGGCUAAGAGAAAUGGUAGCAUUGUCUCUAUGAACAUUAAAGAUGCGUUUGGCCGCAAUGUGGAGCUCAUGGAUGUAAUGGCGGAAAAAACUGAUGAAAAGAAAGAGAAGAUGCAUGACAAUCAUGUGUCUCCUCUGAGAGGAACCCCAAGACACAGGUCACCGAUUAACCCCAGCAGCCCCUCCAAGACACUUGAGUCAAGCUAUCAAGAGUAUGCUAAGCCCUCAACCAGCCCUCAGCAUCUCAGUGCACAGAAACUGGAGGAGUUAUACAACAAGAUGGCCAAGACCCAGUCAGAAUCUAUCAACAGCAAGGAGAAGGGGCCCCAUUCCAAAGCAUUCAGACAGAAAGCUGAAAUUGAAAUGGGAAAUAUCCCUACUGAAGCUGUCUCAGGCACAGUGGAGGCUGUGACAGACAUGAAGAGUAUGUCCAGCAUUGACAGCUUCAUCAGCUGUGCCACUGACUUUCCCGAGAGCUCUCGCUUUUCCCACAGCCCCAGCAGCAACAUGACAGGGAGGGUCAGCACCAAUCCCAGCCUGGAGCCCACCCUGGAAAAUGAACAUGAAGGAUCACAUGGCACUACUGCACCCCUGACAGAAGAAGGCACCAAGCUUAACCCAUAUACUGACAGCCCCAGAGGCCUGCGCCUUAAUAACCCACUCAGGAGCCGCUCACUUAAGGUUGGUGUAAGAGGUGGUGAGGACACAGGGACAGGAGUCCUUUCUGACAGCUCAUCAGUACAAAGCCCUGAGGCAUCUGUCUACACAACUGCCAGUAGCAGGACCCCCAGCAAAAGCCCAGAGAACAUACUGCCCAGCAACUUCACAUUCCAUGAUGCAUCUAUCAACAAGUUCAUUGAUGCUGAUACAGAUGAAGAGGAGCACCCACAUGAUGGUUCAGGCGCCAAAGCAACCCAAAGACUCUUGGAGAAAGCCAGCCCAAGGUUUGGUCCCCUAACCCUGCAGCAAGGUCCCAACCACAUGGAGGGCCUUCAAAGGAAGCUGGGGAACAGCAUGCUGCCAUUAGAGGGGCAGGAGAACCACGUGGCUCAGGAGCUGCAGCCACUUCAGGGAGACAAGGGUCACUCUAACUCUUAAAGUUACUGUAAAGAAGUAGACUAUGAAGAGAACAGGUUGAGGAGGAGGAGAGCAAAUGAGAAGCACAGUGAAAUUCCCAAAAAUAUGAAAACCACUCAGAACAUUUGCAGGAACAUUUGAAGAAAUAAAUAAAAAAAAAAAAAAAAAACAAUUCUUCUCUCAUGAAUAUAUAUGAGUUGUGGAUGAUGGGAAAGAAUUUCGUGUUGUGCUCUCAAACUUUCCUUACCAGUGACUCCUCAUUAAAUCAAUUAGUGGACUCUCAAAAUGGAAUAACAGGAAUGCAAUGUGGGGGUUUUUGCAAUUUAUACACUUCUUUUAGCCCAGAUCACAAUCUAAUCAUUACAUUCUAGCUGUAGGGGUACAGUAUCAUUUUUAUAAGCAAGAACCUACUUUUCUGAAGUCCCUGGAUACCACUUUAAAGCCACUGCAGCAAAGGCUGUCAAAUCAGUAGCAAACCACAAAGGGCAUUGAAACAAGGCACAUUCAGGAGAGAUAUUUCAAGUAACUAUAUUGCAGUGUGGAGGGGGUGUAUUUUUCAUUCUCUGUGUAUUUUAUAUACAGUGUCUACUACAAAGCAGAAGGUUUGAGAAUAUGUAUAGUUUGCUUCCUUUAACUCCCUCCUUCAAAACUGGCCUUAGUUCAUGUUGUCUCCAAUGUUUUAUGUUUGUAUGACGAGAGAAAGCCAGAAGCAGACAGGAAGAUAGCACAUACAUAGGUGUCUGUGUAAUAACUAUCUUUCAAAUAUAUUGUAUGUAUUAUUAUGUAGUUUUAGUGGUCUCUUGUCUUAAGUGUGACAUUUAGCGGAAUCAAUAGUUUCAGUCUGUUUUUGAUCCACAGGAGUUUAGUGUCUGCUGAGAUUUUUACUGCACAGAAUACAUGUAGACAACAAAGAAAGACACUGUGAGGUUGCACCCAUCAUUUUCCUUCUUGUUCCCAUUGUGUCCGACUGCUGGCAAGACAGAGCACCUCAAUACGAUCAAUACUUUUAUUACAAACACAGAGUAAAAAGCCUGUUACUCUUGUUAUUAUACUUCUUCUGUCUCUAAAAGUCUAUGUGUGUGAGUGUCCCUGAGAUUGUUGUUAUCAGAAUUCAUUUUCAGUCAAAAUGAAAACGCUCUCAAAGGAAUUGUCGUUCUUGUAGCAGAUCGACUGAAUUUUGGAUAAAAAUGACUCAUGAACGUCACUAUAGCUGGAAAGACAGCAGUGAAAAUCCAACAGAUUUUCUGUUGAUUCCAGUUUUGUAGGAGCAUCAAUAUUGUACAUGUAGAACUACAUAAGUAGAAUCUCCUAUAAAACAUACACAUUUAUUGUACAAGAAUCAAAAUAAUCUAUAUUUUUUAAGAUGUUUUCUAAAAAAAAUGGACUCUUAGACAAAUAUAUUGUGCUAGCCUCAUAGUUUUGCAUUGAACUGUACGUGCUGCGUUAUAAUAGAUAAUAUUCUGUAGUAGAUAUAUUUAUAUUGUUUAUAUUUUACCCUGUCAAAGCCAGUCCCUUUGUCUUUCGUGCAAUGUACCAACCAAAGAAGUUGUUUCUGAUAACUUAUACAGAUGAUAGUACAUUUUGAUGUUUUAUCAAGAUGUUUGAGCACUCCCUUUCCUAACAGCAGAAUCUGACGUAUUUCAUGGAGCCAUACUUGCUCAUUUGGAACAAAUGUAUAAGCUUGAGAAUAUGCUGACCUCCAAAUAAAAAAGUGAAGAUGAAGAAGUAGGAAGACAGGAAAUGAAGGAAGGUGGCACUUUAUCUUAUAAAUCAUUUCCAAAACUCUCUAAAGUUUUUCAGCACUUUGGUUCUUGGCAAAUAGUCCAUUUCACAAAGUCAAAACACAUAUUGCUCAUAUGAGUUCACAUGACAUCUCCUUAAAACAUAAAACAUGCAGUGAUGUGCAGCUUACCACUCAGCACGCAAACAGGAAGGAGGUACAAUACAGACCACGUUAGUUGGCAAAUAUUCUGUAUCUCGCUUGGUUUUUAAUGCACCUGAUUUCUAUCACCUAGUCUGAUUAUCUGGUGCUCUCAUACUCUCUUUCUCUCUCUCAUGCAAGCUUACUACAAAGCAACUUUUUUAUUUAGUUUUAAAACAUUAAGAUUAAAAAGAAUUUCCUGUUGAUGGUUCUUUGCAGUCAUUAGACAUAAUAUGAUUUAGAUAUUUCUGUGCCUUUGCUUUUAACAAACGCCUACCCUGCACUUUGAAUCUGCCCAAAUGGAGUCCAAAUGAGAAAUAAGCUAACUGUGCAGCACAUAAAGGGAACUAGGUCUUCAUGCUGGCACACUGGUAUAUUUGGUUUUACAGCCCUUUCCUCUAUCAUCUUUUCUGUGCACUUAAAAUGCACCAAACAUUUACAUGAGAAAGGCCCAGUCCACAAAACAAACAGGUGCAAGCACACACUCAGUAGAGUGAACGACCACUGUUUCCAUGGUGAUGGUUGAGAUGACUGGAUGGCUCACAUUUGAUGCAUGCAAGAAAGCUAAUUUGUAAAGACAUAUUCAUUCAUUCAUCUCAGCUGUUCCCUACUCCCUUGUGUCUUCAGUGUGGUGAGGUCUGGUAAAAUUAUAUAAACAGAGAACUGGAUUGUGGGUCUCUUAAGCAAAGUGCUCAUCAUCACUCCAAUUUACUCCGGCCGUCCACAUAGAAACACACACACAUCUCAGUAAAUUGCAAAAGAACAGGCAGAGGAUGACCACGUGAGCCUGAACCUGAGGUGCCACCGCAGCUAUGUGUAUGAGGACUUCGGCUAACCCUUCCUUCCUGCAGGACGUGAGUUUGAGACGUGAAUGGAAUGGAAACAAAUGGUGUGUGACAGAGAGAGAUGUGCAUCAGAGCUGUCAGCGUGAUUAGAACUGACAUCUUGAAUAAUGGCUGCAGCACUCUGCUUCCCAACUUCACGUCCAACUUAUGCCCAAAAAACUCAACAACCACACUGUGGUCAUUCUAAUCUGGACCUAUCUGCUUUUGUGGUUGGUAAUAAAAGUCUUUUGAUCUGGCAUAAUGAUCACUUUUGCAGUCUGUCAGUAAGAAAUAAAGUUACACUGCCAGAUUUAUGCAUAAUUCAUUUGUUUCUUUCUUUUUUUUUAUGUCAAUGCAAAGAUGAGUUGUGGCAUCUUUUUGAGGAUGUGUUUAAAUCUCUUAUUCUAUAAAUAUCAUCCCAGGCAUGCAAAGGAUAUGGGCCUGCAGGAAAGGCUCAGUUACAGGAAUGUCUACUGUAAAAUGGGGUCAUGCAAAAGUUCUGAGAAUCAAACUUUGAGGCAAAAUAGUUUGGCAAAAGGGAAGCUUACUGUCAACUAAAAAGUCACUGGUGUGUGGAUUUCUUUUUUUUUUUUUUUUGCAGCCCAGCCCUUAACGCUGCAUGGUAAUGGAAUAAAAUGUCAAACUGACAACUAGUCAUAUGAUUAUCUCUGUUGAAGGUGUUAGAGGGAGAUAAAAAAGACUAGAUAGAUAGAAAAAGGAGGGUGUGGAACACAAUGAAGUUCAUUAGCAUUCAUCACACAACAGUCAGACAUGCAGUAAAUGACAAAUGUUUGAAAUGAGCCUCUAAUCAGUAAACUUUUCUCCAAACAAGCCAUAGUCUAUUUUAACAAAAUCAACUCGUUUCUGUGUUGAAUGAAUGUAAACAGUUCUUUUGCUUUUUAUAUAUUUCUUUCCUUUUUUUUCUGAACUGCACUUUAUUGAUUUUCUUGACCAAAUCUUCUGCUCUCAUGAGACCAUUCAAAGCUCAACAUACAAAGGCACAUAUUGGUUUAAGUACAGUCUCCAAAAGCACAAAUUAAAACAUUACAUUACAAACAACAAUUUUCUUUCAGUACAAUGUUUCACACAAGAGGUUCAAGCCAAAUACAGAAAUAAAAUUACAUUUUCUGAAUCUUCUCCCUCCUUCAGGGAAACAGUCACUCUGUUCAACUCACAUAGCUCCGUGUGCUGCCCUUACUGUGUCUGGGAAAUGUUUGUUUUGUAAAGUUUCAUACUUUGUACCAGUUGAAUUUGUAGAAUAUUAUGUGUGUGGUUUUCUGUUUUUCAACGCAUGUAGCGCUAUAAAACUUUGACACACAGAACCUGUAAAUAUCAUUGAUAAAGCUGUAGGAAAAUAUCUACAAUGAGCAGUUUUGAAGCAAAUUCGUUCUUUUACUGACUGAUGCUUAAUAAAAGAUGGUAAAUCA